GUCUAUCUCUCAAUUUUCGUCCUUUUUUGCUUUAAACUUUUUGUCAAGAUCAGCUUAAACAUACUGACUCACUUCUAUGUGGUUAAAGGAAAUCGUAAGGAGGCGGCCCGGAUCGCAGCCGAGUUCUACGAUUUUGGCCAAGGGCACACCCUGUUUAUCACGAUCUCAAUAACAUGCAAAUGACCUGACUUGAAGUUGAAAUGCUAGAUACAAACUAGCCUAACUGAGACGAACGUCAAACAUUUUACAAUCUUUUUUUUUUUUUGAUAAAUGUUAAGGACGUACAAGCGGGUAAAUUCAUUAAAAAUCCUGACUCUAUUACUAGCUAUUUGUGUCGGAAUAACAGUGGCACCGUUCUAAUCUUAACUUGCGAUAUAAAUAGUUUAACGGGCAGGGACACGGUAGCCUACAGUAGAUACUGUUGAAGAUUUACCUCAUGAAUAUAAAUUACGUUUCGUGACGUACGUCCAGUAGGCGUGCGCUCGUCAGUUUACUAUGGCAAAGGCUCGGCUUAUGAAUAUUAAUUACGUUACGUGACUGGAUGCUCGAGAAAGCUUACCAAAUAACGUCAGCGUGACCUUAUUAAUAUUCAUAUGGCAAAUCUUUGCUGUAGCCAACACGACUCUACCGAGAUCUGAAACAACAACAAGCCGAGCAGCCAAUCAGAGAGAAGCGCUAUAGUCUCGCUCUAUCCUGUGUAAAGAGGAGGACCCAGACCUGAUGCAAACAUGCCUGAAGUUCCCUGCGGUGAACCCAAGUAUUCAGAUAAUACUCCCAAGAAAAGAAAGCGAGAGGACGUCGAGGAUUUUUCUGCGAAAAAGAAAUCGCGCUGGGGUAUUUUGAUUAGUCAAGGCUAUGGCGUAUAUGUAUCAAUGGCUAGAUGUGCCGUGGGGCGACGGAGACAUGGGUUCAUGGGCGGAUCGUUCUCCACUCCAUGAAGCUGCGUGCCAGGGUAGACUUCUGGCUCUUAAGACUCUUCUCUCACAGGGUUACAAUCCAAAUAUCAUCACUAUUGAUCAUGUGACUCCGCUACAUGAAGCAUGUCUGGGCGAUCAUGUGGCAUGUGCCAGGGCUCUCAUAGAGGCCGGUGCCAAUGUGAAUGCCACGACCAUUGACGGCGUGACCCCGCUGUUUAACGCCUGCUCGGCAGGAAGUUUCACCUGUACAGAGGUGCUUUUGGAACAUGGAGCAAAACCACAGGCAGAAGUGUGCCAACCUUCGCCCAUUCACGAGGCCUCUAGCAAAGGCAGGGCAGCAUGUAUAGAGUCUCUUAUCUCGUGGGGAGCAGAUGUAGAUUACGACAUCCCCCAUCUAGGAACACCUCUCUACAUUGCCUGUGCCUCCCAGCAGCUCCAGUGUACACAGAAACUUCUGGAUGGAGGAGCCAAUGUGCAGAAGGGCCGUUUCCUGGACACUCCACUACACGCUGCAGCACAGAAGGACUGUCCAGAUAUCAUCAGACUGCUGCUAGAGUUUGGUGCUAACAUCAACGCUCGCAACCUGGAGCUGCAAAGACCGGUGGAGACGGCGCCACCCAGCAGUACGGCAGAGUCUGCGCUCCUUCUGUAUGAAGCCACGCCACAGUCUCUGUGUCAGCUGUGUAGACUGAGUAUCCGAAACUAUAUGGGCCGAUCCAGACUGCACCUGAUUCCUCACCUCAAACUGCCUACUUUGCUCAAGAGUUUCCUCCAGUACAGAUAACUCCACAAAGCCCCUCCCCUUUUUAUUUUCUUAUAUUAAGUGCAUUAACAUACAAAAAGGUCAUCCAAUCUUGUUUGUGACCACCAGCACACAGAAAGCAUGAUUACGCUAGCCAUUCAUUUCACUUCUUCUAAGUUCAAAUGUUUAUUUUUUAAAUACUUAUAUAUUUUUGUGCGACUACUGAACAUCAUUUAAAUUUUUGUAAAUAAUAUAUUCACAACAUUAGUGUAAAUUUGUCAUUUGUAACCUGUACAAUAUAAGCUGCAUGCCUAAUAAGAUACAAAUGUAUCAUGUCAGGUUGAAAUUAUUAAAGUGCAUGUCAGUAUAGAGAAUUUUCUAUUUUUUAUCACACUAAUGUAAAAAAGAAGAGUAUAACUGUUCAGUAUUCAGAUGCUAUCAAUAUUUUCACAGCUUCCCAAGCUGCAUCAUGAACUGUGUAGAAAAUAAAAUAAGAAACUGCAUCUAAUGCAGUACUUUUGCUAAUCAUUUUGUUGCCAAAAAAAAAAAAAAAAAAAAAAAAGCAUGAUAAGAUAUGAAACUUACAAAUAAAGAAAAAUAUGUAAAAAUA
Messenger RNA from Ctenopharyngodon idella (grass carp), 2269 nucleotides. It is a transcript of the gene asb5b, whose product is annotated as ankyrin repeat and SOCS box containing 5b. Gene Ontology annotation, molecular function: protein binding. The coding region runs from base 856 to 1701 and encodes 281 amino acids. The record is from RefSeq and is a predicted model, not a curated record. Lineage: Eukaryota; Metazoa; Chordata; Actinopteri; Cypriniformes; Xenocyprididae. The transcript is spliced from 9 exons. Gene Ontology annotation, biological process: positive regulation of protein catabolic process; intracellular signal transduction; protein ubiquitination.